Messenger RNA from Drosophila ananassae, 1965 nucleotides. Its product is annotated as glycerol-3-phosphate acyltransferase 3. Gene Ontology annotation, biological process: triglyceride biosynthetic process. Gene Ontology annotation, cellular component: endoplasmic reticulum. Lineage: Eukaryota; Metazoa; Arthropoda; Insecta; Diptera; Drosophilidae. Gene Ontology annotation, molecular function: glycerol-3-phosphate O-acyltransferase activity. The transcript has 2 exons. Bases 287 to 1609 code for a protein of 440 amino acids. The record is from RefSeq and is a predicted model, not a curated record.
AAAGAGAAAUUCGGUUAGCUUCGGUGGCUGGCAGUCAGUUUUCUCUUUCCAACCGAACAGCCUACAACAAAAAUAAGAGUCGUCCGUAUCAGACAGACGACGACAUCGAAUUCGGAACGUGGCUAUAGCCACCAGGCACACUUCGGAUCUGGGAUCUGGGACCGGAGCUCAGUAUUACUUUCGGUGUUAGGCCCACAACAUCAGACACGUUUUCAAUCCCCCACCCACAUUGAAAAAAGAGUAUAUAUUUUGAGACAAUUUUUAAGACACCAUAACGACGGAGGCUAUGCUCUUCCAUCUGGCCAUCAUGGUUGUGGCUUCGUGGUUCGGCUUCUUCUGGAUGCAGUGGCUCUAUCUCUAUCUGCUGGAGCGCCUCUUCGCCUGGAUAGCCCACCAGCUGGAGGUUACUCGCCAGAAGCGUGUACGCGAGGAGAUGGAACGUCUUGGUUUGGAUUUUCGGUUCGUCAAGGAGCAGGAGGACAAGGACAAGGAGGACAAGGAGGAGCAGGAGCUAUCCCUUAAUGGUCGCAAGCCAUUCCGGCGCAACUACCUCGAUUUCCGGGGCGGCGAUGGCGGAGAUAUCAACGAUCUACUCUCGCCGCCCAUCAAAAACCGCUUCAACUGCCGCAUGGAACAGUGCUGCGACGUCCUGUCCGCGGGCCUCAGUCUCGUCCUGGAGGACGAGGUGACCCCUCGGUUCGUGGCCGCCCCCGCCCCGGCUGGGGAAUGGAAUCUCCUCACCCGCAAUCUUCGCCAGCGCAAGCGCUACCUCAACUGGCAGCUAAGGAUCGCCUGGCUCAUCGGCUGGAUCAUCCGGUAUGUCCUGAUGCUGCCCAUGAGAACGAUCGCCUGCUGGGGCUGCCUCCUGAUGAUCAGUGUGGUGACAGCGGUGCUGGGGCAGCUGCCGGAGUGGUCCUUCAAGAGGAAACUGGUGGAGCUGGUGCUGCGACAGUGCUUCCGGAUCACGGCCUCCUGUCUGCCGAUGAUCCAGCGCUUCCACAACGUCCAGAACCGGCCCACCAUGGGCAUCUGUGUGUGCAAUCACACCAGUCCCCUGGACGUCCUGGUGCUCAUGUGCGAUGCCCACUACUCCCUCACCGGCCAGAAGCACGACGGCAUCCUGGGCGUCCUCCAACGCGCCCUCUCUAGAGUCUCACCCCACAUGUGGUUCGAUCGCCAGGAGUUGGGGGAUCGUGAGGCCCUCGGUCUGGUACUCCGGCUCCAUGGGACGAACAAGGACCGUCCGCCCAUCCUCCUGUUCCCGGAGGGCACCUGCAUCAACAACACGGCCGUCAUGCAGUUCAAGAAGGGCAGCUUCGCCGUCAGCGACAUCGUCUAUCCGGUGGCCAUCCGCUACGACCGGCGGUUCGGGGAGGCCUUCUGGGACAGUACCCGCUACUCGAUGCUCCGCUACAUGCUGAUGGUGGUCAGUUCCUGGUGCAUCUGCUGCGAUGUCUGGUACAUGCCGGCCCUCCGGCGUCGGGUCGACGAGACUCCCGUGGACUUCUCCAAUCGCGUCAAGGCCGCCAUUGCCGCUCAGGCGAACAUCGAGGAUCUGCCCUGGGAUGGGAACCUCAAGCGGCAGGCUCCAGUCCGGGACUGGCAGUAGAAUCGAGGCGAAGACUCUAACCUAGAACCUGAUCUUGAUGACCAACCGGAUGAAGACCUCUAAUUAGAACCAGGACCCUUUAGAACGUUAUUUAGAAUCGAAAACCGUUUGCUAACAUUUUCCACCUGCUUUUGUAAAAAUUUCUAGCGAAUCCGUAGGGCAUCCCAAUAGGCAGCACCCAACAACCCAACUAGCCAUUAACUGGACUAUUAGGAGAGACUAGGAGCUUGCAACUUUGCAUCUCGACCUCUGGAAUCUCGGAGAGGAAUCAAGAAUCUGGAAGCCAUCCUCCGAGGGCUACAGAUCGCAAAGAGGUGUAAUAAAAGCCAUUCAUUGGCAAGAGAGUGUUAACAAAA